Molecule: messenger RNA, 1106 nt
Organism: Onychostruthus taczanowskii (white-rumped snowfinch)
Lineage: Eukaryota; Metazoa; Chordata; Aves; Passeriformes; Passeridae
Gene: GDPGP1
Product: GDP-D-glucose phosphorylase 1
Biological process (GO): glucose metabolic process
Cellular component (GO): cytoplasm
Molecular function (GO): GDP-D-glucose phosphorylase activity
Source: RefSeq, a predicted model, not a curated record
CGCGCGCGCACGGCCGGCUCCGCCCGCCCGGGCACACGGCGGCUCCCGGGGCCGGCCCCCGCGGGCGCGGCGGCCAUGGCGGGAGGGGAGCCGGGCGAGCCCAACCCCGAGGAGUUCGUGUACGGCGAGGAGGACUUCGUGCUGCAGGCAGCCGGCUGGGGCGACCCGGACUCCGCGCCCUCCCGAUUCGACCGGGUGCUGCUGGCCGGCUGGAACGACCGUAUGGAGCGGGGACUGUUCCGGUACCGGCUGGGACCGCUGCCCACCCGCGUCCUGCCCGGCGCCGUGCGCCUCGUGGCGCAGCUGAACGCGCAGCGCAGCGCGGAGCGCCGCCCGCCGCAGCCCGUCCGCAGCCUCCGCGACCCCUUCGACCCCGGCGCCUUCAACUUCACCCGGCUGCGCCCCGCCGAGCUGCUGUUCCGCCUGCGCCGCAGCGGCGGCCCGGAGCCGCUGCUGGUGGCCAUCAACGCCAGCCCGCUGGAGCGGGGACACGUGCUGCUGCUGCCCGAGCCGGCGCGGCGGCUGCCGCAGCUGCUGACGGCCCCGGCGCUGCGCGGGGCGCUGGAGGCGGCGCUGCUCAGCGCCCACCCCGGCUUCCGCGUGGGCUUCAACGGGCUGGGCGGCGGCGCCUCGGUGAACCACCUGCACCUGCACGGGCUCUACCUGGAGCGCCCGCUGCCGCUGGAGGAGGCGCCGGCCGAGCCGCUGGGGCCGCGCCUGGCGCUGCUCCGCGCCGGGCCUGCCCCCGCCUUCCUCUUCUUCGCCGCCGGCCCCGCGGCCCUGGAGCCGGUGUCGCGGGCCGUGUGCCGGGCGGCGGAGCAGCUGGGCGCUGCCGGGCUGGCCUGCAACGUGCUGGCCGCCGGGGGCCGCGGGCUGCGGGUGCUGCUGUGGGCGCGCCGGCCCGUCUUCGGCCCCAAGGCGGGUGAGCCCUUCGCCGUGGCCUUGUGCGAGCUGGCAGGGCUGCUGCCGCUGCCCGCCGAGCCGCUCUACCGGGACAUCACCGAGGCGCAGGCCCUGAGCGCCAUCCGCCAGCACCUGCUGCCCGAGCCCGAGCUGCUGCACCUGGGCGGGGAGCUGGCGCGGCUGCUGGAGCGCUGAACCGGUGC